AUGAAUAGUCGGAAAUCUCCAUACGUUAUCAUGGCGGUUUCUAUCAUUGUUAUGCUAUUUACAACAGGAUCAGAAGCUAGAGCAGAGAUAUAUGAUCCAAAGUGCCCGGGUGUAUGUUCACCUGUAGCUGUACCAGACUGCAAAACACUCUGCGCUAACUUAGGGUUUCCUGGAAGCUACUGUAAAGGAUUAACGUGUUGCUGUAAACCAAAAUCCUCUAAACCCCCUCUUUCAUAA
Brassica oleracea var. oleracea is the source of this 237-nucleotide messenger RNA. RefSeq names its product putative defensin-like protein 80. The transcript has 2 exons. Lineage: Eukaryota; Viridiplantae; Streptophyta; Magnoliopsida; Brassicales; Brassicaceae. The record is from RefSeq and is a predicted model, not a curated record. Bases 1 to 237 code for a protein of 78 amino acids.